Molecule: messenger RNA, 993 nt
Organism: Nelumbo nucifera (sacred lotus)
Lineage: Eukaryota; Viridiplantae; Streptophyta; Magnoliopsida; Proteales; Nelumbonaceae
Source: RefSeq, a predicted model, not a curated record
AUGGUGAUGGUGGGGAUCAUGAGGGUUUGGAUUAUGAUGUUGGGGAUCAUGAGGGUUCGUAUGAUGAUGGUGAGGAUCAUGAGGGUUCGGAUGAUGAUGGUGGAGAUCAUGAGGGUGUGGACCAUGCAAGUGGGGAUGAUCAUGCUGUUGACAAGUGUACAGGAUGGUGGUAGUGAGGGUGUACAUGAUGGUGGUUGUGCUGAUUUGUCUAGUUAUGAGCCUAUUAGUGAGUAUGAUAGUCCAAGGUAUUGGGGCAAUACAAGGGAUUUUGACUUUUCCAAUCCAAGAUUUCGGGUUGGUAUGGAGUUUGCCACUGUGAAAGAGUUUAGGAAAGUAUUAAGGCAGUAUUGUGUGGUGGAGGUUGAUUGUGACUGGAGGAUUCAUGCAUCCCUUAGCCAUGAUGGAGGCAACUUCAUGGUGAAGACCCUCAAUGAUACACAUAAUUGUUUAAGGGUGACUACAAAUAGGGAGGCAACAAAUACAUGGUUGUCAACAAAGGUUGAAGGGUUGGUAAGGGUUCAUCCUAACAUGUCAAGCCAUGUGCUUAAGUCUGAAAUCAAGAGGAUGUAUGGGAUAGAUGUCUCAUGGAGGAAAAUACAUAGGGCUAAGCUUAAGGUUGUUGAUAGGACCAGGGGGUCAUUGGCUGAAUCAUAUGCAGUACUCCCCCAGUACUGUAUAGCCUUUCUUGCAAGCAACCCUGAGUCUUUUGUAAAGUUACAUGCCCACUUGCCUCAGAAGAAGACACAUUUGGGGUUUUCAAGAGAGUCUUUCAUAUGCCUUGUAGGUCCAAGGAAUGAGUUCUUGGAUGGCUGCAGAAUGAUUAUUGGACCGAAUGAUUGCCACACAAAGACUGGUGCAAUAGCGGGUAUAAUACUCUUAGUUAUAGGGAUUGAUGGCAAUAAUGGCAUCUUUCAUAUUGCAUAUUCUUUGAUGGAAGCUAAAAGCAGGGACAAUUGGACAUGGGUUUUGGUUAAGAGAUGCUCUGGGUAUUGA